UCGUCUGUGAUCAGAACUGUCACGCGAAUGCAGAGUGUGCACUAACUGAAGGCAGCUUUACCUGUACAUGCAAUACAGGCUACACCGGAAAUGGCAUCAGAUGUGAUGGUGAGGACGUGAUUAUCGAGAUUAGCUAAAAUCAUGUUAAUGAGUGUGAGUUGGACCCUAGUGUCUGUGAGCUUCGACUGUGUGUCAACACUGAGGGGAGUUAUGAGUGUACAUGUCCCACUGGCUACAUGUGGAAUGAAACAGUGUGCAAUGAUAUGGAUGAGUGCCUGGGAGAGGUAUCAAAUGAUUGCAGUGCAGCUGCAGACUGUAUAAACACUGUUGGGAGCUACAGUUGUCACUGCAAGCCAGGAUAUGGAGGAGAUGGCACCAAUUGCUCAGAUGUUGAUGAAUGCAGUGUGAGAUCCCAUGACUGUAGCAAGAAUGCCGAGUGUCUAAACAUUGAGGGAGGCUACAACUGCCAGUGCUCAAUUGGGUACACAGGCAAUGGAAGAAUCUGUGAAGCCCUGCCAGAUGUUAGAGAGCCAGAGGAACAGAAAACUAGUGAAAAUGGCUCUAACUUGGGACUCAUAUCAGGAGUGACAGCAGCAGGGUUCCUGGUUGUUGCUACUCUACUGAUAAUUGGAUUCCUUUGUGCUCUUAAAAUUAGAAAACACUCAAAGUCUAUGAAGGUUCCUCUAUCUAUCAAUGUUGCCUUCGGUAAUGAGGACUGCAACACUGGAAGAGCUAAACCUGAUGCUAUCACCACAAGCAGCAAUGAGGCUUAUCACCUAGUGACCCACAGUGCAAGAGCUGAACCUUCUAUCAACACAAGUAGCAAUGAGGCCUACAACUUAGUGAACCUGACUACUAGAACUGAAUCUAAAGCAAUCACUACAAUCAGCAACGAGGCAUAUGAUAUAGUGACUCCCAGUGCAAGAGCUGAAUCUGUCAGGGUCACCACAAGCAGUAAUGAGGCCUACAACGUAGUAAACCUGACUACUGAAUCUACAGCUAUCACUACAAACAGCAAUGAGGCUUAUAACCUAGUGACUCCCAAUACACGGGCUGAAUCUGAUACCAUCACUACGAACAGCAACGAGGCUUAUCCUAGAAUGACGCAUGCUUCCAGAGCUGAAUAUGACUAUGUCACCACUAACAAAUGCUUCACAAACCCGUUUUUCUACUGAUAAUAAUGGUGAAUACACAACAGUAGGUAUGUGAGGGAGUAGACUUAUCACGCAUGCAUUAUUAUGUUACCUGUAAUUACGUCAUUAUUCUAGAGCUUUCUGUAGUCAUGUCAUCUGUACUGGGAUUAGUCAGUAGCACGUGGUAGGACGUGGGUCGUCAGUCAGAGAGUUUUGUAUCGUGUGUCAGUAUGUCUGUUGCCGAUCGUGGGUGGAGUCUGUGGGUGUCACAGGUGCCUGUAUCCUCACUUAAUAUAA
Messenger RNA from Geodia barretti, 1430 nucleotides. The record is from the annotation of a GenBank genome assembly. NCBI's taxonomy places the organism in Eukaryota, Metazoa, Porifera, Demospongiae, Tetractinellida, Geodiidae.